GCAUUUAAGUUCUGCAGCGUUUCCUCCAACUUCUGCUGCCACCAUGUCUGACCGGGGAACCUUCGACACCAACGUGGUCACCAUGACCCGCUUCGUGAUGGAGGAGGGCAGGAAGGCGAAGGGCACCGGGGAGCUGACCACGCUGCUCAACUCGCUGGGCACGGCGGUGAAGGCCAUCUCCAGCGCGGUGCGCAAAGCUGGGAUCGCCCAUCUUUAUGGGAUUGCAGGUAACACCAACGUGACGGGUGACCAGGUGAAGAAGCUGGACAUCCUGUCCAAUGACCUGGUCAUCAACAUGCUCAAGUCGUCUUUCACCUCCUGCGUUCUGGUGUCCGAAGAGAACGAAGAGGCCAUCAUCGUGGAGCCCGAACAACGGGGAAAAUACGUCGUUUGCUUUGAUCCUCUGGAUGGCUCCUCAAACAUCGACUGCCUCGUCUCCAUUGGGACAAUAUUUGGCAUCUACAGAAAGACCACAGAUGACGAGCCAUCUGAGAAGGACGCUCUGCAGCCGGGCAGGAACCUGGUGGCGGCGGGAUACGCGCUCUACGGCAGCGCCACCAUGAUCGUUCUCUCCACCGGACAGGGAGUCAACGGCUUCAUGCUCGACCCAGCCAUCGGCGAAUUCAUCCUCGUCGAGCACGACGUGAAAAUCAAGAAACGGGGGAAGAUUUACAGUCUGAAUGAAGGCUAUGCUAAGUAUUUUGAUCCGGCUGUCACAGAGUACCUGCAGAGGAAGAAGUUUCCUGAGGACGGCAGUGAGCCGUACGGCGCGCGCUACAUCGGAUCGAUGGUGGCCGACGUCCACCGGACGCUGAUGUACGGAGGAAUCUUUUUAUACCCAGGAAAUGUGAAAAGCCCCAAAGGAAAGCUGCGGCUGCUGUAUGAGGGAAACCCGAUGGCGUUCAUCAUGGAGCAGGCGGGCGGCAUGGCGUCCACUGGCUUCGAGAACAUCCUGGACAUCCAACCCGCAGGCAUCCAUCAGCGCGCCCCCGUGGCCAUGGGCUCCCCCGACGACGUCCGGGAGUUCAUCGCCAUCUGCAAGAAACACGCGGCGAAGUGAGGCGGGCGGUGCCAACCCGCUGCCCGACCCGCUGCUGACCCGCCACCAACCCGCUGCCCGACCCGCUGCCCGACCAGCUGCCUUCCUUUGUGACCAAAACGGUUUGGGAGAUUUUCGGGCUUUAAUGAGUCAAACUGUUUGAGUUGUUCAUAAGCUUCAGUAAACCUGAAAUGAAGACUUUACUCUUCAGUUUACAAAAAGCUGCUUUAAUCAGCCAAAAUAUGCAAAUGACCAAAUAUAACCUACGAACCAAAAUGCUGAUUUUAUCUUGUUCAAUAAAAAAUGUUUGGAAGAAAAUAUUUUAAAUAAACCAAACGGAUUCUAUGAA
Messenger RNA from Poeciliopsis prolifica (blackstripe livebearer), 1388 nucleotides. RefSeq names its product fructose-1,6-bisphosphatase 1-like. Lineage: Eukaryota; Metazoa; Chordata; Actinopteri; Cyprinodontiformes; Poeciliidae. The transcript has 7 exons. Gene Ontology annotation, biological process: gluconeogenesis; sucrose biosynthetic process; fructose 6-phosphate metabolic process. Gene Ontology annotation, cellular component: cytosol; cytoplasm. Bases 44 to 1060 code for a protein of 338 amino acids. The record is from RefSeq and is a predicted model, not a curated record. Gene Ontology annotation, molecular function: fructose 1,6-bisphosphate 1-phosphatase activity.